AUGACUUCCUUGACCGUCCAUUGUUCCGUCACUGCUGAAAAUGGCAAGCGUGUUCCCAUCACCAUCGAGGGGAAGACAACGCCCACCCAGCUACGUACCCUGGUGGCCACGGGUACAAAGAUUCCAUUGAGUCAAUUGCGUCUCAUCUUUCGGGGCAAAAUGAUUAAGGACGAUGCAGAACAAGAUGUUGUCCAAGAGUACAAACUGGAACAAGAUUGUGUGUUGCAUUGCAUGGGAAAACCAUCUUCUGAUGCUUCUGUUGAUUUUACUGCCACCCCAGCUGCUGCAGUAUCGGCACCCUCUGUGUCCAUGGCAGCAGCUGCAUCUUCCGCCGCACCACCAGCUCCAGCUGCAGAUCCCUUGCAAGCUGCCCUGAACCUGCUCCGAACGAAUGCUGCGUCCAGUCAAGUCUAUACUACGGCGGUUUCAACGCUCAAUAAGGUUCUAGAAAAUAUCAUUUCCAAUCCCAUGGAAGAAAAAUACCGCAAGGUCAAGGUGCACAAUGCCGCCUUUGGAAAGAGGUUGGGAAACUUGGUCGGUGGCCGACAGGCCAUGCUGGCCGUCGGAUUUACUCAGACUACCGACGAGGCGGGGACUCAAAUUUAUCUCUUGCCGGCAAGCCCAGAAGCUUGGCCUGCCUUGCAACAGGCCAAGGCCAAUGUGGAAGCGGCAGUGGUGGCGGCCAAACGUGUUUCCGAUGCUGCUGCCGCAACACCAUCGAAUAAUGCCAAUCCAUUUGGCAUGGCCGCCCCAGGUGGAGCUGCUGGUGGAUUUGGUGCUGCUGGUGGCAUGCCUGGUUUGGGUGCCAUGCCCCCCGGUGGUAUGAACAAUCCAAUGGCACAAGCUGCCGCUCGCAACCUCAUGUCCAAUCCACAAGCAAUGCAACAAAUGUUGCAGAACCCAAUGGUCCAACAAAUGAUUCAAAACGAUCCCAACAUUCCACCUCAUGUUCGACAAACCUUUCAGACUCUUGCUAGUAAUCCAGCCAUGAUGAAUCAAAUGGCUCAAUUGAUGAAUGACCCAACCACGAGAGCUCAAAUGGAAGCUGCCAUGCAAAGUGGUGGCAUGGGCGCCCUUGCAGGUAUGGGUGGCGGUGGCAUGCCCGGUGGCUUUGGUGGCGGCCUUGGGGCGGGAAUGGGUGGUGGAAUGCCUCCCAUGAACAAUAAUGCCAAUGCCAACAACAACAGUAAUAAUGCUACUGGCGGCGGCGGUGGUGGUGGUGGUGGAAAUGAUCAAGCGCAAACCGAAGAGGAAAUGAUUGCCGAGGCGAUUCGACGGUCUCUUCAAGACAAUCAGUAG
Messenger RNA from Cylindrotheca closterium, 1299 nucleotides. The record is from the annotation of a GenBank genome assembly. Lineage: Eukaryota; Bacillariophyta; Bacillariophyceae; Bacillariales; Bacillariaceae.